GGAAUUGUUAGAUACCACAAGCGACUGUUUAAGUGCGCUAACAAAUCUUAAUAUCGAUGUGAGUACAUGGGACGUUAUCAUCAUCCAUAUCGUAACGUUCAAAUUAGAUAAUGAGACCAGGAAACAAUGGGAGUUAAGCGUUUCUAACAUUUCCAGCAACGAAUUGCCAACCUUUCAGCAGUUUCAAACGUUUAUGGAAAGUCGGUUUCGGGCGCUAGAAUGUAUCGAGCCCAGGAAAGCUGUCGGAUACCAGGUCAGUAACAGUUCACACGCGCAUAGCUCUAAAGUGAUGAUAGCCACAAAGUCAUCCUAUAUUGUACGUUGCGAAUACUGCUCGGAACCUCACAAGCUCUGUUUCUGUAAAAAAUUUGCUAAACAGUGCAUAGUAAGUAGGCGCGAGUUUGUAGCAAAGAAUAAAAUAUGCUUCAAUUGUUUAGGCAGCAAUCAUACAGUGUACGACUGUAAAAAGCAGACCUCCUGUAGAGUUUGAAAAAAGCGCCAUCAUUCCUUGCUGCACCCUUACGGAGAGCCAGAGAAUAAAGGCCAAGAUGCAGCAGCAACGCCUAUGGUGGAUAGCACUAGUUCUUCGACUAGUGAUAAUCCCAUUGUGACGUGCUUGUCUACAGGUAAGGUUCCCAAGCCCAGACAAGUGUUAUUAGCUACUGCGUUAAUAAAAGCCGAGUCAAAGACUGGUGAAUUCCAGACUGUUCGAGCCCUUCUUGAUCCAGGCUCACAAGCUUGUUUUAUAACAGAAGCUACUGCCCAAUUUCUUAGUCUUAAGAAAAUUCCAGUUCAAGGACUUGUUUCAGGUUUAGGCAAUAAUCAAUCAAUUAUUGCGAAGCACAUGGUACAGUUUACAAUCAAAUCAACAGUCCAUGUUGAUUUUCAACUUAAGAUAAAUGCCUACGUCUUGAGUAAGAUCACAUCAUACUUACCUGAGCGAUGUAUUCAACCAAGUUCAUUUGAUUGGAUUGACAUCAACGGUCUGUGUUUGGCAGAUCCUAAGUUCAACACACCCAAUAAAAUAGACAUAUUAUUGGGUGCAGAUGUUUAUGGUUACAUCGUCAAGGAAGGCAUAAUUAAGAGUCCGUCUGGUACUCUUAUGGCACAGAACACCACUUUAGGGUGGGUCCUUUCCGGUGUUGUCAGUUCGGAUAUUGAUAGGUCAAGGCAUCACAUUAAAAAUAUAACCGUUCAUAAUGCACAGUUCAACGAAGAUCAACUCCUGAAAAAGUUUUGGGAGAUAGAAGAGCAAACUAGUACAAAGAAAAUCUUAAGUCCAGAAGAGCAAAAAUGCGAAGAAUUAUAUAGUAAAACUACUAAGCGAGGUGAUACAGGAAGAUAUAUAGUACACUUACCGUUCCGCGAUGAUAAUCCUGAAUGUAAGGCCGGAGGUUCUCGUGAAAUAGCUGAAAUAAGAUUCAAAUCGUUAGAAAAAAGAUUAAAUAAGAACACAAAUUUAAAACAAAGGUAUACAGAAGUAAUUAAUGAGUAUUUACAAUUAGGACAUUUAAGAGCUGUAAAAAGCGACGAUAAUAAAAUGAAUGAAGCGGUUUACUUACCCCAUCACGCGGUUAUUAGAGAAGAUAAGACCACGACGAAGGUACGUGUUGUGUUUAAUGCUUCUGAAAAAAAUAAAAAGGGAGUAUCGCUCAACGACACUCUGAUGGUUGGGCCGACACUACAAGCCGACUUGAGGCAUACAAUUAUGCGAUGGAGAGAACAUGCUAUUGGUAUUGUGGCGGACAUCGUUAAAAUGUACCGUCAAAUUAGGGUAACUGAGGAGGACGUCGUAUAUCAAAGAAUACUCUGGCGUGAUGAUCCAAAAAAACCAAUAAAGGAUUAUGAGCUGCUAACGGUGACUUUUGGAACAGCCUCGGCACCGUAUCAGGCAGUUCGAACACUACAUCAAAUCGCAUACGAUGAAGGAGACAAGUAUCCUCUGGCGGCUGCUAAAGUCUUAAAUAAUUUUUAUAUGGACGAUUUAAUGACUGGAUGUGAUAGUAUAGAAGAAGGCGUAGAAAUCUGUAAACAAAUGAUGGAAUUACUGGAGAAGGGUGGCUUUACAUUGCAGAAGUGGAACAGUAACAAUCAAGAAUUAGCUGAUAAGAUUACUUCAAUACAGCAAACAGGUCAAAUAAAAAAUGAGGACAAUCAUAGGGAUAAGGACAAAGAGAACAUAUUAUUAAAGGAAAAAGAAAUACAGACCAAGAGCAUAGAAAUUAAACUAGAUAGUACUAUAAAAAUUCUGGGACUUACCUGGAACCGCUUAAAUGAUACCUUCCUAUACUCGGUGAAUCUCCCGCCGCCAACAUCUACAUCUGUAACAAAAAGAUUUAUAAUAUCCGACAUAGCUCGCUUGUUCGAUCCAUUAGGUUGGUUAGCGCCUAGUAUAGUCCUAGCAAAGAUGUUUAUUCAGAAGUUAUGGCUGACAGGUGUUGGUUGGGAUGAAGUUUUAAGCCCUGAAUUAGUAACUGAGUGGAAGACUUACCGCGAAGAGGUGUCAUUACUUACCAAAGUGCGGAUACCUCGGUGGCUUGGUACAAGUUCGACUGACGAUCGGGAGCUGCACGGGUUUAGUGACGCUUCCAAAGCUGCGUAUUCAGCCGUAGUUUACUUGAGAAUUAUCGAUUCUACAGGUAAAAUUCAAGUUGCGUUGUUGGUUGCAAAAACUCGAGUAGCCCCCAUUAAGCAAAUAAGCAUUCCACGCUUAGAGUUAUGUGGUGCAGUACUGCUAUCAAAGCUUUUGAUAGAAACCGCACAAGUACUCAAUAUUUCAAAAGAGAAGAUAACAGCAUGGACCGAUUCUACAGUGGUACUAUCAUGGCUUAACAGCCAUCCUAGCAGGUGGAAAACCUUUGUAGCGAAUCGGACCUCUGAAAUAUUGGACACAAUGAGUUCAUCUCAAUGGUUUCACGUCUCAACCAAAGAAAACCCUGCAGACUGCGCUUCUAGGGGAAUGCUACCUAAUUUAUUAGUUAAUAAUAAAUUAUGGUUUUCUGGACCUACAUUUCUAAAAAAUAAUAUUAUUGAGUACGAAAGGCCAAAGGAUUUAAAUAUAGACUUAGAACAAACGAUAAAAGUACACACAACUGUCGGUCCAGAACAGAUUAUAUUCAAAAACUAUUCAUCGCUUAGAAAGUUAGUCAGAGUAGUCGCAUAUUGUCGAAGAUUUUUUAAAAGGAACACUUAUAAUAAUAAAUAUUUAACAAGUCAGGAAAUAGAAGAAGCUUUAGAAAGCUGUAUAAAAAAUGUACAAAAAGACAUAUUUACAAUAGAAUAUACACAAUUAAAAGAUCAUGGUUAUUUAAAAUUAAAAUCUAGUAAAUUGAAAUCACUCUGCCCUUUUCUCGACAAAAAUGACGUGAUAAGAGUUAGGGGUAGACUUGAAAAGUCCGAGCUGACUGAAGCGAUGAAGCAUCCCAUAGUCUUACCACAUUCCAGCUAUCUUACUCUCCUGAUAAUUGCUGAUGCGCAUGAGAAAACUCUGCACGGUGGACCUCAGGUGAUGGCAAACUUUUUAAGGUCAGCCUAUUGGAUAAUAGGUGCUAGAAGUCUGGUACAGCAAUAUGUACGUAAAUGUGUCACAUGUGCCAGACAGAAAGCAAACGUUAGAAACCAACUGAUGGGUUCCCUCCCAUCAGUCCGCUGUACUCCAGCGAGACCAUUUUUACAUAGCGGAGUAGACUAUGCUGGGCCUAUCAAUAUAAGGACGACAAAGGGACGUGGGCACCGUUCCUACAAAGGGUACAUAUGCUUGUUUGUGUGCAUGUCCACUCGCGCUAUUCAUUUGGAAGUCGUCAGCGAUAUGAGCACACAAGCAUUUUUAGCUGCGUUUCGUCGAUUUGUUUCGAGACGAGGUCACUGCGCUAAAUUAUGGAGCGAUAACGGCACCAAUUUUGUAGGUGCAUCCAGAGAGUUGCAACAGUUGGCAUCUAUUCAGCCGUCUAUCGCAGAACACCUGGAGGCCAACCAUACGGAGUGGCAUUUUAUCCCGCCGCAUGCUCCCAAUUUCGGUGGUCUUUGGGAAGCGGGGGUAAAAGCUACUAAGUUUCACCUUAAAAGGGUUAUUGGCGACGCUACACUCACUUACGAGGAAAUGACUACACUCCUCAAUCAAGUGGAAGCCUGCUUGAAUUCGCGACCGAUUAGCGUUCUUAAUUUUAGUGAUCCUGGUGAGCCCUUGCCUUUAACCCCAGGACAUUUCCUUAUCGGAGAAUCUAUAGUGAAUGUACCUGACAAAAAUUAUAAUAGUUCAAAUGUAAGUUAUUUGACUAGGUGGCAAUUCGUUCAAAGGAUGUUACAGUCAUUCUGGAAACGCUGGUCACAAGACUAUUUGUCGAACCUUAUGAAUAGAUACAAAUGGUCUUCUCAAGUUCCGGAGCCCAAUAUAGGAGACAUCGUAUUAAUUAAAGAAGACGACUUACCACCAAGUCGCUGGCUAUUAGGUCGUGUUGUACAAAAGCACCCAGGUGAUGAUAAUGUCACACGUGUAGUCUCAGUGCGGACUAAAUUCUCGACCAUCAAAAGACCAACGUCAAAGUUAUGUGUUUUACCAGUUACGGUUUAAUGUUACAUAGUUAGUCCAUUUUAUUUACAAUAUUUUUAUGUAUGUUUAGACCAAAAAGGGAUUUUUAUUUAGCGUUAGUUGUGUUUAGUUAUAUUAUUAAUAUUUAAGGUCUACAUGUUAAGUUCAUGUAUUUUAAGUUCAAAAUACCAUCCCAUAAGUUCAUCGUCAUUGUACUUAAGAAGGACAUUCCGUCAAUAAUGUCCUUGGUGGGCGGUAUGUUCAAGAGCAAAAUGUAUUAUAAUAGUAAUUAGUUAAACCAUAGCGCGAUAGAUG
Molecule: messenger RNA, 4843 nt
Organism: Trichoplusia ni (cabbage looper)
Lineage: Eukaryota; Metazoa; Arthropoda; Insecta; Lepidoptera; Noctuidae
Exons: 1
Coding region: 566-4570 (1334 amino acids)
Biological process (GO): DNA integration
Molecular function (GO): nucleic acid binding
Source: RefSeq, a predicted model, not a curated record